Molecule: messenger RNA, 9023 nt
Organism: Nerophis ophidion (straightnose pipefish)
Lineage: Eukaryota; Metazoa; Chordata; Actinopteri; Syngnathiformes; Syngnathidae
Product: metal transporter CNNM4-like
Exons: 8
Coding region: 49-2724 (891 amino acids)
Biological process (GO): magnesium ion homeostasis; magnesium ion transport
Cellular component (GO): plasma membrane
Molecular function (GO): magnesium ion transmembrane transporter activity; sodium ion transmembrane transporter activity
Source: RefSeq, a predicted model, not a curated record
ACAUGAGUAAAUGACGUCACCGUGUCGGCGGCGAGCAGUGCAACAAACAUGGCGAGAGAAUGGCGCGGCCGGCAGGGUUACGUCGUCGCGGUCCUGCUCCUCCUGUGCGGCGCCGACGGAGCUCGCUUGGAGGCGGCGUCCGACGGCGGCGGCGGCGGCAGCCAGGUGCUCGGCAUGCGGCUGGAGAGCAGCGACAAGCCCACCGGCACCGGCGAGGACGGCGUGCUGCAGGUGACGGAGGACAGCACGGUGCGGCUCCGCCUCUACGGGCUGCGGCUGCACGCCGCCGCCUGGACGCUGGUCCGCUUCACGGAGCUGGCGGCCGGCGACGAGGCGCCGGAGCGGACGUGCGCGGACUUCACGAAGGACAUCGCGGUCGGGACCUUCAUGAACGUCAGCGGCGCGGGCACGGCGGGGUUGCUGCGCGUGCACGUUAAGCCGCUGCGCAAGAGCGAGCCCAGCAAGGAGUACGCGCUGUGCACGCGCGGCCAGGCGGACGGCCCCUGGCUGCGGCUGGAGGACGGCGACGGCCGCGUCCUGGUCCUGGAGGAGAAGAAGCAUCUGCUGCCUCUCUGGCUGCAGCUCAUCCUCAUCUGCGGCCUGCUGCUCCUCUCCGGCAUGUUCAGCGGCCUCAACCUGGGCCUGAUGGCGCUGGACCCCAUGGAGCUGCGCAUCGUGCAGAGCUGCGGCACCGACAAGGAGAAGAAGUACGCCCGCAAGAUCGAGCCCAUCCGCAGCAAGGGCAACUACCUGCUGUGCUCGCUGUUGCUAGGCAACGUGCUGGUCAACACCACGCUCACCAUCCUCCUGGACGACCUGAUCGGCUCGGGUCUGGGCGCCGUGGUGGCCUCCACCGUGGGCAUCGUCAUCUUCGGCGAGAUCGUGCCCCAGGCGCUGUGCUCCCGCCACGGGCUGGCGGUGGGCGCCAACACCAUCGCCCUGACCAAGUUCUUCAUGCUCCUCACCUUCCCGCUCUCCUUCCCCGUCAGCAAGCUGCUGGACGUCCUGCUGGGCCAGGAGAUCGGCACCGUCUACAACCGCGAGAAGCUGGUGGGCAUGCUGAAGGUGACCGAGCCCUACAACGACCUGGACAAGGAGGAGCUCAACAUGAUCCAGGGGGCGCUGGAGCUGCGCACCAAGACCGUGGAGGACGUCCUCACGCCCCUGGCCGACUGCUUCAUGAUCCAGGCCCAGGCCGUGCUGGACUUCAACACCAUGUCCGAGAUCAUGGAGAGCGGCUACACCCGCAUCCCCGUCUACGACGAGGAGCGCUCCAACAUCGUGGACGUCCUCUACGUCAAGGACCUGGCCUUCGUCGACCCCGACGACUCCACCACGCUCAAGACCAUCACCAAGUUCUACAACCACCCGGUCCACUUCGUCUUCCACGACACCAAGCUGGACACCAUGCUGGAGGAGUUCAAGAAAGGUAAAUCCCACCUGGCCAUCGUCCAGAAGGUGAACAACGAGGGGGAGGGGGACCCCUUCUACGAGGUUCUGGGCCUGGUCACCUUGGAGGACGUCAUCGAGGAGAUCAUCAAGUCGGAGAUCCUGGACGAGUCGGACAUGUACACCGACAACCGCAACAAGAAGCGCGUGGACGCCAACAAGAACAAGCGCGACUUCUCGGCCUUCAAACACGAGGGCGACUGCCAGGCCAAGAUCUCUCCUCAGCUCAUGCUGGCCGCCCACCGCUUCCUGGCCACAGAGGUCAGCCUGUUUGCCGCCUUCCACGUGAGCGAGAAGGUCCUGCUGAGGAUCCUCAGACACCCCGACGUGGUUCAGGAGCUCAAGUUCAACGACAACGACAAGCGGGCGCCGCAGCACUUCCUGUACCAGCGAGGGAAACCUGUGGACUACUUCGUGCUCAUCCUGCAGGGCCGAGUGGAGGUGGAGGCAGGAAAUGAGAACAUGAAGUUUGAGACGGGGCCGUUCUCCUUCUAUGGUGUCAUGGCGCUCAGCAUGCCUUCACUAGCCGUCACCCCCCCUCUCUCCCCAUCGGUGGCGUCCCCCCCUCCGAGACGCCUCUCUCUAAAGAGGUUUUCAGUGUUCUCUCGUUUGCCAGAGUUCCGCUCCCCGUCCCACGGGGGCAACCUGAACCGCUCGGCGUCCAUCAGCUGUGGCGAGCGCGGUGCAGAGAGCUCCUCCAUCGGCGGCAGCAACACUCAGAUCUCAGGGACGCCCUACCAGUACAUACCGGACUUCUGCGUGCGCGCCCUGACAGACCUCCAGUUCGUCAAGAUCACUCGCUCUCAGUACCAGAAUGGCCUCUUGGCGUCCAGACUGGACAGCUCGCCGCAGUCGCCAGACGGCAGUCAAGGCCACCUGGACACGGCGGCCGCGCAGCUUCCCCCUCUCACCCCGCCGGGGACGGGCCCCUUGCUGCCUCUGGCCACGCCUCCCGUGAAGGGCCCGCCGCCUAAAGCCCAGCCGCCGCCCGCCGCCGCCGCCGCCCACGGUCCUCCGCCCAAAACCGCAGCAGCAGCCGUCGCUUCCUCCUUUGGACGGAGACCCAGCCAGUCUCUGCCCCAAGCCGCCGCCCUUCCCAGUAACCACGUCCCCCUCACCAUAACCCCCCGUCAAGCCACACCCCCCAGCGACCCCGACAAUCCUCCGGGAGAGACCACCACCCUGCUCAGCGAGCAGCACAACUGUGUGGAAGCCCGUAGACCCAGUCAGCACGCGCACGCCAUCGGUCACACACACACUGAAAGCACCAUCUAACACACACACACACACACACACACACACACACUGAAAGUACCAUCUAAAACACACACACAAACACACACACUUUUGUAUUUCUGACCUUCUUCAGACCUGAGAAAAAUGCCUACCUUUGUAGGACCAGCCUUUCUAGAUAUAUAAAGAUUUGUAUUUACAACAUUAAUAAUACAUACAUAUAAAAGGUAAGCUUUUAGUUAUUUUUUUAGUUUGUAAUUGGUUUUUACUCUUCAUUAUUUACUUCCAAUUAUUACAGUUUGUCUCUAUAUACAUAUUUAUUUGAUUAAUUUUGGCCAAAGGGGCCGCAUUUCAAUUUCUUACACACACUUGUUAUUUCAUAUGUUGACCAGAGGGGGGAGCACUUUUAAAAGCGACACGUAGUCAAUUUGACAAAGCCGUCCUUUCUGGGACCACCCUCAUGUUACACCAGCAGGGGUGCCAAUGAGACAUUGUCUAUUAGAUCAGUGGUCAACCAUCGAUUGGUACCGGGCCGCGGAAUAUUUUUUUAUUAUUAUUCAUUUAUUAUUUUUCUAUUUUUUUUUUUUUUUUAAUAUUUUUUAUUAAAUCAACAUAAAAAACACAAGAUACACUUACAAUUAGUGCACCAACCAAAAAAAAACUCCCUUUUUCAUGACAAAAAAAAAAUCCUCAUUGUAGGGGUCCAGACUGUGGCCAAGGGAAAAACAACCUCUUAGCCAUAGCACACAUAAACAUGUUACAUAGAAUCAACAAAACUUGCAACGGAGGAGAGGGAGUGGGAGCCACGGAGGCCGGCUGCUGCUGUAUAAAACAUUCUUUAAUAGAUGCAAUGGUUUUCCAUAUUGGGACCAUGAUUUUUGUCCUAACUUGUUCACACCUCCUCAUAUGGAGGCUACUUUUCCUUCUGGGUGUCUCAAGAAGGGUAGAACUACAAGAACACACACACCCCACCUUCUCUGCAUCAACACACACACUCACCCAUUCCAUUAUUUGGAAUUUGUUGAGCCAGACUUUGAAGGCAGGGCCUGCUCAUUGGCCCACACAAAAGUCACAUGACUCGUCAUACAAGCAUGGCCCCGCCCACUACUACCUACUCAGUGGUCUAGUGGUUAGAGUGUCCGCCCUGAGAUGGGUAGGUUGUGAGUUCAAACCCCAGCCGAGUCAUACCAAAGACUAUAAAAUGGGAGCCAUUACCUCCCUGCUUGGCACUCAGCAUCAAGGCUUGGAAUUGGGGGUUAAAUCACCAAAAAUAUUCCCGGGCUUGGCCACUGCUGCUGCUCACUGCUCCCCUCACUUCCCAGGGGGUGAUCAAGGGUGAGGGUUCAAAUGCAGAGGUUUUUUUUCGCCACACCGAGUGUGUGUGUGACAAUAAGUGGGACUUUAACUUAAACUUUACACCCCGCUCCUCACUUUUGACAUUGGUUCUUGUCGGGCGGGGCUCAGAUGUUGUUGAGCGGAACUCCUUAGAGCAGGGGUCACCAACGCGGUGCUCGUGGGCACCAGGUCGCCCGUAAGGACCAGAUGAGUCGCCCGCUGGCUUGUUCUAAAAAUAGCUCAAAUAGCAGCACUUACCAGUGAGCUGCCUCUAUUUUUUAAAUUGUAUUUAUUUACUAGCAAGCUGGUCGACAUUUUUAAUUCUAAGAGAGACAAAACUCAAAUAGAAUUUGAAAAUCCAAGAAAAUAUUUGAAAGACUUGGUCUUCACUUGUUUAAAUAAAUUCAUUUAUUUUUUUUACUUUGCUUCUUAUAACUUUCAGAAAGACAAUUUUAGAGAAAAAACACAACCUUAAAAAUGAUUUUAGGAUUUUUAAACACAUAUACCUUUUUACCUUUUAAAUUCCUUCCUCUUCUUUCCAGACAAUUUAAAUCAAUGUUCAAGUAGUUUAUUUUAUUUUUAUUGUAAAGAAUAAUAAAUACAUUUUAAUUUAAUUCUUCAUUUUAGCUUCUGUUUUUUCGACGAAGAAUAUUUGUGAAAUAUUUCUUCAAACUUAUUAUAAAUUGAAAUAAAAUAAAAAUAUUCUGGCAAAUCUAGAAAAUCUGUAGAAUCAAAUUUAAAUCUUAUCUCAAAGUAUUUUGAAUUUCUUUUAAAAUUUUUGUUCUGGAAAAUCAAGAAGAAAUAAUGAUUUGUCUUUGUUAAAAAUAUAGCUUGGUCCAAUUUGUUAUAUAUUCUAACAAAGUGCAGAUUGGAUUUUAACCUAUUUAAAACAUGUCAUCAACAUUCUAAAAUUAACUUUAAUCCGGAAAAAUUACUAAUGAUGUUCCAUAAAAUCUUCUUUUUACUUUUUCAAAAAGAUUCGAAUUAGUUAGUUUUUCUCUUCAUUUUUUUCGGUUGAAUUUUGAAUUUUAAAGAGUCGAAAUUGAAGAUAAACUUUGUUUCAAAAUUUAAUUGUCAUUUUUUUGCGUGUUUUCUUCUCUUUUAAACCGUUCAAUUAAGUGUCUUUUUCAUCAUUUAUUCCCGACAAAAAACCUUCCGUAAAAGGAAAAAAAUGUACGACGGAAUGACAGACAGAAAUACCCCUUUUUUUUAUAUAUAUAUAUAUAUAUAGAUUUAUUUAUUAAAGGUAAAUUGAGCAACUUGGCUAUUUCUGGCAAUUUAUUUAAGUGUGUAUCAAACUGGUAGCCCUUGGCAUUAAUCAGUAGCCAAGAAGUAGCUCUUGCUUUGAAAAAGGUUGGUGACCCCUGCUGUAGCGUUUAUUUCAAGUCGUGAUGAAUAAGCGGUAGGAAAUGGAUGGAUGGAUUUUCCAGGUGGUUCGACUUCUUCAUCACUGUGACGCCAGCUAACAUUUCCACUUAUUUGUCGAGAGCGUUCAAACAAAACAACGGCGGAGGGUUUCUUUGUGACGCGUGCUUAAAAAGGACGUGGGAUUUCAUUUUUAAGUAGGGAAUGGGACUGUGUUUUUUUGUUUUUGGGCCCGUUCAAUGUAGCGUAGCGUAGCUUAGCAUUCUUAGCGGAGAGACUUUACCUAGCUUAGACCGUAGCUUCUUUACAGAAUAGAACACUUCAGUUAGCGACACGAUGUACUUCAUUGCCAUUACUAGCACUUGUUUCCGCACUAAAAGGGAUUUUAUUUACUAUUUUUAUUCAUUUUUUUGUGGAAAAGAGCUUUAGCAAAGCUAAUUGGUAACAUUAGCUGGCUGAGCUAAGCCGUCCUCUGGGCGCUAGCUUCAUAUUUAACCAACAGAUGUGUCUUUUAUAUUUAUUAACUCUCCAGGUUAACUAUUGUUAGCAUGUUAGCGCACAAAGACAUUCCAAUGCAUGUCUCCACAACUUGCUAGCCCUCUUUUAGCCUGUUUGUGCGACACUGGAACCCUUCCAUUGUGUGUGUUUGCUUGUGUCGCUCGAUCUCAGAGGCCGCCAGCAUGUGAUCUCUAACACACUCAAAGCUAUUUAUGAUAUUGUGAAGAUUAUUUUUUGCUGGGACUGAAAGGUAAAGUUAUUUAUUUUAAAGGCGCCACUUGAAGUGAAGAUUCCAAAGCUUGAACUCGACAACAGGUUUCGAGUCUCGGGCUCGGUCGGACGGAUGUUUCCGCACUUUAAAUGCUGUGUCCGUUGAAGCGGGAGCAUGUGAUGUCAGUCUGUCUGUCAGGUUCAAACACCGAUGACAAUUUAUUAAACAAGACCAGAAGCAAGGAAUCAGAGACAGGAUUCAAUUGAGCUCAGGGGUCACCAACGUGGUCGCCCGUAAGGACCAGAUGAGUUGCCCGCUGGCCUGUUCUAAAAAUAGCUCGAAAAUAGCAGCACUUACCAGUGAGCUGCCUCUAUUUUUUUAAAUGUUAUUUAUUUACUAGCAAGCUGGUCUCGCUUUGCUCGACAUUUUUAAUUCUAAGAGAGACAAAACUCAAAUAGAAUUUGAAAACACAAUAGAUAAUAUUAUGAUGGCAUAUACCAACCAGAAGCAACAACAUACCCCAAUACUGCAAUAACACAAUAGAUAAUAUUAUGAUGGCAUAUACCAACCAGAAGCAACAACAUACCCCAAUACUGCAAUAACACAAUAGAUAAUAAGUGUUGUGCUGCCUCUAUUUUUUUAAAUGUUAUUUAUUUACUAGCAAGCUGGUCUCGCUUUGCUCGACAUUUUUAAUUCUAUGAGAGACAAAACUCAAAUAGAAUUUGAAAAUCCAAGAAAAUAUUUUAAAGACUUGGUCUUCACUUGUUUAAAUAAAUUCAUUUAUUUUUGUACUUUGCUUCUUAUAACUUUCAGAAAGACAAUUUUAGAGAAAAAAUACAACCUUAAAAAUGAUUUUAGGAUUUUUAAACACUUAUGCCUUUUUACCUUUUAAAUUCCUUCCUCUUCUUUCCUGACAAUUUAAAUCAAUGUUCAAGUAUUUUUUUUCUUUUUUAUUGUUGUAAAGAAUAAAAAAUACAUUUUAAUUUAAUUCUCCAUUUUAGCUUCUGUUUUUUCAACGAAGAAUAUUUGUGAAAUAUUUCUUCAAACUUACUAUGAUUAAAAUAAAAAAUAAAUAUUCUGGCAAAUCUAGAAAAUCUGUAGAAUCAAAUUUAAAUCUUAUUUGAAAAGUCUUUUGAAUUUCUUUUCAAAUUUUUGUUCUGGAAAAUCUAAAAGAAAUAAUGAUUUGUCUUUGUUAGAAAUAUAGCUUGGUCCAAUUUGUUAUAUAUUCUAACAAAGUGCGGAUUGGAUUUUAACCUUUUUAGAACAUGUCAUCAAAAUUCUAAAAUUAAUCGUAAUCAGGAAAAAUGACUAAUGAUGUUUGAUAAAUUUUUUUUUAAAAAGAUUCGAAUUUGGUAGUUUUUCCUCUUCAUUUGUUUUGGUUGAAUUUUGAAUUUUAAAGAGUCGAAAUUGAAGAUAAACUGUUUCAAAAUUUAAUUUUCUUUUUCUUCCUGUUUUCUCCUCUUUUAAACCGUUCAAUUAAGUGUUUUUUUCAUCAUUUAUUCUCUACAAAAAAACCUUCCGUAAAAGGAAAUAAAAUAUUCGACGGAAUGACAGACAGAAAUACCCAUUUUUUUAUAUAUAUAGAUUUAUUUAUUUAUUAAAGGUAAAUUGAGCAACUUGGCUAUUUCUGGCAAUUUAAGUGUGUAUCAAACUGGUAGCCCUUUGCAUUAAUCAGUACCCUAGAAGUAGCUCUUGCUUUCAAAAAGGUUGGUGACCCCUGAUUUAGCUCACGCUCUGACGAAAGGAUUCCAUGCAUCCUCCUUUAUUUGGGCUGAUUACAGGGGAUGGGGGUCAUAAACAGCUGCUGCACUCGGUCAUAAACAGUUCAAAGGUGCCUGCCUCUAUGCUUUGCAGACCUCGGGUCAUGACAAGGUCUUCCUGUGGCUGUCCAAUAGAUCAAAGAAACCGACACCUCCACGUCGCAUCCCAUCGCACACAGUGGAGUUUUGCAAGCGAUGAUGAGAUCAAAGACAGCUUUUGUCCUCUCGCAGGGCGACCUGAACUCCUGGGACCACAAAGCUGCGUGAUAACAUGGACAUAAAUAUUCUGACUUUGUCCUGUCGUCGACGCUCACUGGGACACUCCUUUCAUGGACUGAACCACUAAAGCACAAUACUUCGAGAGCUGGAGUCUUGGCAUCUGGCUGGUUUUUCAGAGGCAAUGGUGUGGACGACGGGUUCUCCACAUGUCGGGUUCUAUUGGGCGGGACCCGGUAACCCCACGAGUAGCCUUAGCGAGGGUCCGCGUAGCCUGGGGCCGCCCUGUUGUGGUCUCCACCAACGGCAGGUUGACUACUGUGAAAUACUUUUUUGUUUGCACUGAAAGAAAGGAGCUUCCAGUUGUGUGAAGAACGUAUGAUAUACAAUAUAUUUAUCUAUUAUUAUGGGAUGGUACAUGAGCAAUAAACACAAGCUUUGACCUCACGCUAUCCUUCUCAUCCUCUAGCAACGUUAAGAUAACCAAAGCUAAAGUUAUCCUUUUCCUGACAUGCUCAUAAAGGGUACAAAUGCAGUUCUCUCCCCCGGCAUGUUCCCCGUCUCCAUCCUCUCCUCGCAAUAGAGUAACGAACCGAACGCGGACUGAUUUCGUCCUGGCAUUCGUUGACGUGUUUGGAUUAUUUGCUCCUUGUCAGCCGUGUCUGCGGGCCGGGGUCACUUCCAAAGGUGGAGUGUGUGCAAUGUGUACAUAUUUGCUGGUUUUUUUUAAGGUGUCUGAAGAAUCUAUGAGGGUGAAUAAAGGUGACUUCUAUUUCUGUACAGAAGGUGGGUGUGGCCUUAUUCCACCUGCACGACUCAUCCCAGACGGUCUGGGAACUUUGCAGCCAACCUGCUUCCUGCUUAUCAGCGCAGAGGAAACACGGCAGUCUGGGGAACAUAAUCCACGCUUUGUUGCCACCAAGGUCACAUUCUUUGGCUUUUGGAAAGUCUUCGCU